AAACAAAUGAAAUUGACAAACUUGUUGAAAAGCAAAAUAAUAUAACUAAUAAAUUAAAAAAAUGUUUACAAUGUUUUAUAUCAAACAUUGAUAACAAAAAGCGAAAUUGCCCUAAUUGCAACACCAAAUUACCAACACUUACUUCAAUAAAUCAAGCUUCGUCUAAUCAAGCUUCAUCUUUUCAACAACCGUUAGUAUCAGAAGAUACAAAUAAAACAAUAAUAUUUAAGCCUUACGAAUUUAAAGAACUAAGCGAAUCUAGUAUUAAA
Messenger RNA from Racocetra persica, 269 nucleotides. The record is from the annotation of a GenBank genome assembly. NCBI's taxonomy places the organism in Eukaryota, Fungi, Glomeromycota, Glomeromycetes, Diversisporales, Gigasporaceae.